Oryctolagus cuniculus (rabbit) is the source of this 1790-nucleotide messenger RNA. RefSeq names its product PRAME family member 20-like. The record is from RefSeq and is a predicted model, not a curated record. NCBI's taxonomy places the organism in Eukaryota, Metazoa, Chordata, Mammalia, Lagomorpha, Leporidae. Gene Ontology annotation, cellular component: cytoplasm. Gene Ontology annotation, biological process: positive regulation of cell population proliferation; negative regulation of cell differentiation; negative regulation of DNA-templated transcription.
AUGAGCACCGGGUCGCUGCCCACGCUCGUGGAUCUGGCGCGGAAGAGCCUGCUACAGAAGGAGAGCCUGGCCAUCCCGGCCCUGGAGCAGCUGCCCCCCCAGAUGUUCCCGCCUCUCUUCGAGGACGCCUUCACCGCGAGACUCAAGGACACGCUGAAGGCCUUGGUGCGGAUCUGGCCCUUCGACACCCUCCCACUGGGGGCCCUGAUGAAGGAGCCACAGCUGGAUAUCCUGAAGGCCGUGCUGGACGGGCUGGACAUGAGACCCACACGGAGGUCUGGCUGCAGGAGGUGCAAACUGCGGACGCUGGAUUUAAGGAGCAUUCAUGGGGCCUUCUGGAGCGCCUGUGUCCAUGCCUGCCCUCCAGGCCUUGUGGGUAGGAUGCAGCCGGUGCAGCACAGCCCAAGGAUGUGCGCCAGGUCGGCUGUGAAGGUGAUGGCAAACCUCUGCCUCAGCGAUAUAAUGCCCAAUGAGUUCCUGGCGUACCUGUUCCAGUGGGUGAAGAAGAAUCCGCGCACGGUGCACCUGUGCUGUCGCAAGCUGAAGAUUUCGGCGACCUUCCUCUACAGCAUCCGCAAACUCCUAGACCUUCUGGAGCUGGGCUGCAUCCAGGAAGUGAAUGUGCGCUCCACCUGGCAUCUCUCCACCCUGGCCAAGUUCACUUUUUAUCUGGGCCGGAUGAGCAACCUGCAGAAGCUGUGUCUGUCCCACAUCUGCGUAUCCACCGACAGCUCCCCCGAGGAGCAGGAGGAGCACAUCUCCCAUUUCACCUCGCAGUUCCUCAGGCUGAAUCGGCUUCGCAGGCUCCACAUGAGAGGUGUCAGCUUCCUGCAGGACCACCUGGACCGGGUGCUCAGGUGCCUGAGCGCCCCCUUGGAGGCUCUGUCCAUAACCAACUGCGUCCUCUCAGAAGCAGAUCUCGUGCACUUGUCCCAGUGCCCGAACACCGAUGAGCUGAAACACCUGUACCUGAGCUGCGUCCCGCUGACCAGCCUCCGUCUCGAGCCCCUCCGAGUGCUGCUGGAGACCGUGGCGUCCACCCUCAGGACCCUGGACUUCCUGGACUGUGAGAUCACCGACUCCCAGCUCGAUGCCCUCCUGCCUGCCCUGAGCCGCUGCUCCCAGCUCACCACUUGCUGUUUCUAUGGGAACAAAUUCUCCAUGGAGACAAUGCAGGGCCUGAUGCGGCACACUGGCAACCUGAACAAGCUGAGGUUGGAGCUUUACCCCGCUCCCCUGGAGAGCUAUAACGCCCAGGGUGUGAUCCAGCGGGCAAGGUUCUUCGAGCUUUGCCGGGACCUGCUGGGGAUCCUGAAAGAAAUUCGGGAGCCACAGGGGGUCAUGUUCAGUACCCGCCCCUGCCGGAACUGUGACAAACGUGUAUUGUACAGCAUGGAUAUGCCCUAUCAGUGCCAAUGCCCUGAGCCUGCGUAAUUGGAGACAUAAAUUAAAAGCUUCAGGGCACUUGCAAGUGGGAACUUGCCUAAAGAGAGCACACUCCAGGUUCAGUGUGAGAGGGGAAGGGGCGGGCACGAAGCAGGAGGUCUGGCAGCCUGGGGGGUGGGCGGCGGCUGUGUGAACUUGGGACUGCAAGGGGCCCUUCGGACAUGGGUGUCAGGACCGACUUCUGGAGCGGGGUUCAGGUUGCCGGACACGGGUGUUGGCUGUGCCUGGGCAGUCCUCAGGAAAGCCAGAGAGCGAUCAUCUGACCAGAGCUGUGUUGUUUUUUUUUUUCUUUCAAUGUAAAGUAGGUUAACUUUGUUUUCUAUGUUUGGUUCUCGAAAUUACAU